Messenger RNA from Rhipicephalus sanguineus (brown dog tick), 1185 nucleotides. RefSeq names its product protein Skeletor, isoforms B/C. The coding region runs from base 34 to 954 and encodes 306 amino acids. NCBI's taxonomy places the organism in Eukaryota, Metazoa, Arthropoda, Arachnida, Ixodida, Ixodidae. The record is from RefSeq and is a predicted model, not a curated record. The transcript has 10 exons.
UGGGCCAAGUACUACGGCAAGCUUAUCGGGCGCAUGGAGACACUACAGCACCGAGUGUCCGGCAUCGUGUAUGCGGCCAGUGAAGAUAGUUUCCACCUGGUGGACUUUACGUAUGAUGGCAGCGGACCAGACGCGUUCUUUUGGGCAGGCAGCAGUCCGGAGCCAGACAGCGCGGGCGAGAUUCUGGCUGACGAGAACGGCAGGCGACAGCGGCUCCGACGCUACAACCACGAGAACUUAGUCAUCAAGUUGGACAAGACGAUCCGCAACUACCGCUACCUGGCCGUGUACUGCCGGCGAUACUCGGCGAACUUCGGUUGGGUGAGGAUACCGCACGACUUCGAGCCGCCUUCACCGCAAGACCUGGGGUUUUUGAGUGGUGGCCACGGCAUCGCCGCUGACCCGGUCGUUCUGCUUGAUACCAGGACCGUGCAGCUGACCAACUUCCACUACGACGGAGGAGCACCGGAUGCGCAUUUCCUGGUAGGCAGAGGUGACGUGUCUGGAACGAACGGCAUCGCUAUCGCCGACGAAAAGGGCAGCCUCGACAAACUGCGUCGCUACGCCGGCGAGAACGUGACGCUGUCGCUGCGCCGAGGGGCCAGCUGGGACCAGUACGAGUGGCUCUCCAUCUACUGCGUCAAGGCUUCCCAGGAUCUCGCUCACAUACGGAUGCCCGACAAGCUCAGCGUGCCACUCGCCCAAGAGUUGACGCCCUACUUUGGCAAACUGCUUGGAAACCUGAACACGGGUAUUCACGGCAUUGGGGGCAAGCUUUACGCGGCCUCGGCAGACACUCUUGUACUGCAGGACUUCAGCUACGACGGCACGGGGCCAGAUGGCCACUUCCUCAUUGGCACUACGGAGAAGCCCGAUGGAUCAGGCCUGUUAUUGGCAGUCAAGCUGACAGUGCUACACCUCUUUCGGCGUAUAACAAAAGUACCGUCGUGCUGAGGCUACCCGCUGGCAAGAAAAUUACAGACUACGGGUGGUUCAGUGUAUACUGCAAAAAAGCACAGACGAGCUUCGCUCACGUGGACAUCACAAGUAAUGUGGACUACCCGCGACCAGCAAUCGUAGCGGCUCACAUCAGCGGCGCUCACAACACCCGUGCCGACGCUAUCAUUGUUGACGACAAGCGGACGCUGGUGCUCAAGAAUUUCCACUACGACGGCUCAGCACCAG